GAAAUCCGAAGGCUCUUCAAAGCCACGCUGAAGUAACAACAGGUCAGGUAAUAACUGGAGAGGAAAACCAACCCAGCCAGGAGUUCUGAGAGUCAUCAGUCUUCCUCGAGCUCUGGCCGUCCAGCAGAGGUGCAGGAUGGCACCUGGCCAGGGCUGUCCCUGGCACCACGCCGGUCCCAGCCCCCUGUGCCCUGUCCCGGCGGCUCUGCAGGGGCUUUGCUGCGUGUCCCAGAGCUGCUGUGCCUGGCUCCCCAGCGAGAGCCAGCGCUGGCUGGGGGCACUGUCCUGCCCUCGCUCUGCCGUGCUCCAGCCUCCGCUCCCGGCCUCCAGCUCCCCUCGGCAGCCGGAGGAGCUGCGCUGACACCGUCAGCCAAGGGCGGUGCUGCUUUCCCAGCCUCGCCAAAAGGUGAGCUGCGGGAUGCCGGGGAUGCCGAGCAAGUCAGAGUACGAACAGCCUGGGGUCAGGUGAGUGCCCGAGGCAGGCCGGGCAGCGAGGACAAACCCCGGCAGGGCAGCAGCUGCUGCUGAGAACUGUGCGCAGGAACGGAAAAAUUAAGCAGAUUUCUGUAAGUGCCAAGCCCGGUUCUUAACCGCCGUGUGAGCACAGGCACACCGAGAGCCUGGGGCUCUGCCGGGAGGGAUUAACCCGCACCUCGCCGCGGAUCACGUGGGGCCCUUCCGCUCCCCGCCCGGAGCGGAGCGGAGCGGAGCGCGGCGGCCGGGCCGGGGAGCGCCCGCCCGAGCCCGCCCGGCCCCGCUGCAGCCCGGCCCCGGCCCCAGCCGCCGCAGGAGCCCGCGGACGGCAGGAGGAUGCAGCGCCUGGCCGGCACGGUGGGGACGCUGCCCCGCGGGCGCAGGCAGGCCACCCUGUCCAGAUCCAGCUCCUCAGACUCCUCCACGCCGCAGAGGCACCUGGUGGCCAUUCUGAAAGAAGAUAAGGAGACGUUUGGGUUUGAGAUCCAGACUUUCAGGUUCCCGCGCCAGAAUGAUUUCUCGCUGGAGGUGUGCACGUGUGUCUGCAGGAUCCAGGAGGAGAGCCCUGCCCACCUCUCCGGCCUCCAGACCGGUAACUGUCCCUGGGUUUUCCUUUCUGCGGGGGUCCCGAUCCUGUUCCUGCCCGUGGCUGUUCCCGUGGGGCAGGCGGGGUGGGCACGGGCUGCUGGUGCCCACCCUGUGUCUCUGGCAGGCGACAUCCUCGCCAGCAUCAACGGCGUCAGCACCGAGGGCUUUGGUCACAAGCAGAUAGUGGACUUGAUAAAGUCGUCAGGCAACUAUUUGAGGCUAGAGACCGUCAACGGGGCCUUGCUCCUGAGGAAAAUGGAGCUGGAGAGCAAGCUGCAGACCCUCAAGCAGGCGCUGCACCAGCGGUGGGGGGAGCUGCGGGCGCUGCUGGCCCGGGAGCGGCUGCUGCUGCACGGGGAGGUGAACGACAACGCUCUGCUGGGCGCGCUGGAGCCGGCGGAGCCCAGCGCGGGCGGCGGCUGCGGCUCCCCGGGACCCUUCCUCCCGGGCAAGCCGCGCUUCUCCAGCGAGAGCAGCUCCCGCAGCCGCCUGAGCUCCAUGACGCUGGGCAGCGAGGACAGCUUCUACCGGGACAGCGCCUCCGAGGACUCGGCCGCGGAGAGCCUGAGCCGCCAGUCCAGCGUGGACGAUGACUGCGUUUUCCGCCGCGAUGGGGCCGCGGCCGCGGGCAGGGGCUCGCUGCGCAGGAACCGCAGCAUCAGCCUGGCCAGCAGCGGCUCCGCGUCCCCGCUCUGGGACAGCGGCAGCUGCUCCAGCAGCUUCGGGACCCUCCCGCGCAAGAGCCGCAGAGCCAGCGUCCGCAGGCAUCUUCUGAAAUUCAUCCCGGGCUUCCACCGGGCGGUAGAAGAGGAGGAGAGUCGGGUGUAAGGGCACGGCGUCGCCCUCGAAGCCCGGGGUGACCGUGGUGGCACCGCAGGGCACUCCCCAGGCAGCAGCUCUGAUGAGAGCCACACGGCUCCGCGGUUUUAAUUAUUUUCAUUUUUAAUCAGAGCACGCUGCGGACCUCUUCAUUAACGUGAAAAACGAGUGACUCCAAAAUGCAAAGAUCCUUUGCAGAACUUCCUCGGCGAACUUUGCUGUUAAUAGCAGUUUUAAUGGAAUGCGAAAUCGAUAGCUAUUUAUUUCCUGUCACCGGAGUCAGUGUCUUCCAGAGGUCUUUAAUAAAAUGAGUGCUUCUUCCAAAACCA
Motacilla alba alba is the source of this 2210-nucleotide messenger RNA. RefSeq names its product cytohesin 1 interacting protein (gene CYTIP). Gene Ontology annotation, cellular component: cell cortex. The transcript is spliced from 7 exons. Bases 811 to 1890 code for a protein of 359 amino acids. Gene Ontology annotation, biological process: regulation of cell adhesion. Gene Ontology annotation, molecular function: protein binding. Lineage: Eukaryota; Metazoa; Chordata; Aves; Passeriformes; Motacillidae. The record is from RefSeq and is a predicted model, not a curated record.